AGUUUACCGGCACGGAUUUUCACGUGUGGUAUAAAUCGAAAAGCUCUGCGCUGUAGAUCCACUACACUACAUUCCAAAGUUUGUUUAAAUGGUUUUUAUAUUAUUGUCCAUGAGCCAAAAACAAAAAGCAGAGUUUUAAGUCGAAAUGGGGAAAAGGAAACGUAACUUCAAUGCUAGGGCACGUCAAAUCGUUGACGAUUCCGAGGUUAGGAAAGCCCAUCGGACUCCUUGCGUGGCUGUAGAAGAAGUAUCAACGGAUGGUCGUUCUUCCCUGCCCCCGGAACUCCGGGGUGCAAGUCACAGCUGUGUGCUGGACAGCAAUGCGCUGGUGUUGCCAGGCAAGAAAACGGAUACCGAUAUCGAGACGAAAAGACUGAAAGCCGAGCAAAAUCAGCCGAAGCAACUCAGUAAAAAACAGCGUAAGAAACUGCAGAAAGUACUGGAGCAGAAAGAAAAGAAAGGGAAGCGAGCUGAGCUCCUUGCUUCUCUGGCUGAGCAUCAAGCCUCUACAGAGGAGAUGUCAAUGUUUUCUUCAUUUGCACACAUUGGCCAGAAGUCAAAUAAAAGGAAGCUGGAAAGUACUGGCAAUGUUAAAAUUAACAGUAUCAGUGGAAGUAACAAGAGAAAGAAAUUACAAGAACAAGAUUGUAAAAGCAUUGAUUCAUCAUCAUCUUCAUCCUCUGAAGAUGAGGAAGAGGAGGCUAAAGACAUGGAGAGGAAUGAAUCAGAAGGAGAGGAGCAACAGAGGAGUGGAUCAAACAUUCACCAUACUAACAAUAAAUGUGUUGAAAGAACUUCAGUGAAAGAACAGAAUUCUGCUGUUGCUUUAAAUGAUAAGAAUACAAGAACUAAAGAUGAAAGUGAUAGUGAAAAUAAGACAAUGAAAGACGAAGUCAAAACUGAGCCUGCGACAUAUGUUCAAGUGAAGAGAUCACCUGAAAUUCAGGAGGGGAGGCUUGCAUUGCCAAUUCUUGCUGAGGAACAGGUUGUAAUGGAGGGUAUCCAUGACAACCCUGUUGUUAUCAUCUGUGGUGAGACUGGGAGUGGAAAGACAACUCAAGUACCUCAGUUUCUCUAUGAAGCUGGUUAUGCAAUGAAAGGUCUGAUAGGUGUAACAGAACCACGACGUGUAGCUGCAGUUAGUAUGUCACAACGUGUUGCCAAAGAGAUGAAUCUACCUCACAGUGUGGUUUCCUAUCAGAUCCGUUAUGCUGGCAACGUUUCAGAUGAUACAAAGAUCAAAUUCAUGACUGAUGGUGUGCUAAUGAAGGAGGUCCAGAAGGAUUUCUUACUCACCAAGUAUUCUGUCAUCAUCAUUGAUGAAGCUCAUGAAAGGAGUGUGUAUACAGAUAUCCUUAUUGGUCUACUGUCCAGGAUUGUACCACUAAGACAUAAGAAAGGAAACCCUUUGAAGCUUGUCAUUAUGUCAGCUACUCUGAGAGUUGAAGACUUCACAGAGAACAAGAGACUAUUCAAGGUCACUCCACCAGUCAUCAAGGUUGAAUCGAGACAGUUUCCUGUGACCAUUCAUUUUAACAAGCGUACACCUGUUGAAGACUAUGUCACCGAAGUAUAUCGUAAGGUUUUGAAAAUUCACCGGACCUUACCACCAGGGGGCAUCCUUGUCUUUGUUACUGGUCAAAAUGAGGUCAACACACUUUGUCGUAAAUUCAAGGCUGUUGGGAAGAGACCUGGACCCAAGCAGACAGGUACUGAAAAAUCAGGGACAGGUUCAAAUGAGGACCAGGACCUGAAAGAAGACCAGGAACCAGUCCAAGAAGAUCUGAAGAAGGAGGAAGCAGAGAAGAAGGCUUUCAAGAAAUGGAAAUUACCCAAGAUCAGUUUGGACAGUUAUUCAGCCCAGCCUCAUGAUGUGGAGAAUGAUGUCGAUGAUGAAAUAGAUGAUGAUGAUAAUAUUGACAGUGAUGGUGAAUCAGAGGAAGAAGUUGAUGAUGGAGUUGAAGAGGAUGAGGAAAAGGCAUUGAAGCCAGAAGCUGCCGAGGACCAGGUCCCGAUGUAUGUCCUUCCCAUGUACUCCCUCCUGGCUCCUCAUCGACAGGCCCAGGUCUUCAGAUCACCUCCAGAGGGCAGCAGACUGGUUGUGGUAGCUACUAAUGUGGCUGAAACCUCUCUCACCAUCCCUGGCAUCAAAUAUGUGGUGGACACUGGCAGGGUCAAGAGGCGUUUCUAUGACAAGGUCACUGGUGUGUCAUCAUUCAAGGUCACCUGGACGUCCAAAGCAUCAGCCAAUCAGAGAGCAGGGAGAGCUGGUAGGACUGAACCAGGUCACUGCUAUAGGUUGUUUUCAUCUGCUGUCUUUGGUAAUGAUUUUGAGACCUUUGACCCAGCUGAGAUCACCAGGCGACCUGUCGAUGACCUCAUCUUACAGAUGAAAGAUAUGGGUAUAGACAAGGUGGUGAACUUUCCUUUCCCAACUUGUCCAGAUGAAGAGAGUCUGAAGGCUGCAGAAAGGUUAUUAAUCUCCCUUGGUGCAUUGGAACAGCCUCCCAAACCAAAGACAUUCAGAGAUAUGAAGAAAGAGUUCUUCAGCACAAGGAUCACAGAUGUUGGUCGAGCCAUGGCAUGUUUGCCCGUUGCCCCAUGUUAUGCUAAGAUGAUCUCAUUGGGUCAGCAGGAAGGAUGUCUGCCCUAUGUCAUAGCUUUAGUAUCAGCACUCACAGUCAGAGAAAUCUUUGAGGAAAGCUCUGUACAAGGAAACACAGAUGCAGAGAAAGAAGUGCACAAGAAGCUGCAAGCAAGAGUGAUGCAUAAUAAGAAAAUAUGGGCUGGAAAGGGUGAGAAAUCCCUUCUAGGAGACUUGAUGGUGUUGUUAGGUGCUGUAGGUGCUUCUGAAUACGCUGGAUGUACAUCUGCAUUUUGUGCAUCACAUGGUCUAAGAUACAAGGCAAUGGUUGAGAUCAGAAAACUCAGAAGACUUCUCACAAAUGCAGUUAAUGCUGUUGAUAGUGAAUGUGGAGUCUUUAUGGACCCUAAGAUGGCCCCGCCCACUUCCACUCAGGUGAAGAUGCUUCGUCAGAUUGUUCUAGCUGGCCUUGGACACCAUGUAGCCAAACGAAUGUCAGCUGACCAGGAGGGCUUUCAAAGAGGAGGUUAUCAGAGCGUUGGCAUGGAGGACGCUGUCUUCAUCCAUCCCAAUUCUGCUCUAUUCAAGCAGCUGCCGGAUUAUGUUGUCUAUCAGGAAAUCAUUGAGACCACCAAGCCUUACAUGAGAGGUGUUACAGCGAUUGAAGGAGAGUGGUUACCUGUUCUCUUCCCUAAUCUCUGUACCUUCUCCAAGCCUCUUGAGGAACCCACUCCUUCAUACCAUUCUCCAUCUGGGACAGUCAAGUGUCACAUGACCUGUACGUUUGGGAGGAAUGCAUGGCCUCUUCCAGCCCAAGAAUUGGACUUCCCAAAGAGUCUGGACAAAGUCAAAUGGUUUGGAAAAUUCCUUCUUGAGGGAAAGGUUAUACCUGGACUGAAGAAGUUUACCCCAUCUCUUCUUUCUACACCAAGUACUAUGAUCAAAUCAUGGGCAAAACUACAGCCAAGAACAGAGGUGUUAUUGAAAGCUCUAGCAGGGAAAGAAGUUGAUAAUAAAUCAUCUCUAAUUGAUGAAUGGAGGAAAGACAUACAAUAUUUGCUACUUGCCUACCAAGAAUGGAUAUCUAAAGAUCUUCAUGCAGACUUGGUGAUGUCAUGGCCUCCGAUAAAACUAGAUGAAGAUGAAUGAGACAAUCUCUGUAAUACACUCGCUCCCUUUAUGUCAUCAUGGCAAUUGUUUCCAAUGUAUGAGUACUGGUUUUCUUUAAAUACCACAUGUCAUUGCUCAGUAGGAGAUGAGCAGACAGUUUUCUUUCAACUUACAUGCUGUCACUGUAGUCGACCACUUUCUGUAAAGACAAUUUAUGCCUCCAGGCAUCCUUUGUGAAAUGAUUGCAUCACAAAUCUUCCAAUAUCCAUCGCAAAAUGUUGACUGUCUUGGAAAUCAAACCUUUCCAAGAUUCCCAUUUUUCCACAAGGGUUUUUCAGAUUGCUGUGACAGGAUUGCCUUUCAUGAAAUAUCUAGACAUGGUCUAAUAAACAUGCUUUCAUUCACUAUAUAAUGGGUUCGAGUUAUAUAUUUGAUUCACCAGAAAUUUUUUGAUCUAUUUUUUGUCGUCGUCAUUUUUUUUUUUUUUUUUUUUUGGGGGGGCUGAUGUUUGUUUAGGACAUAAAUGUCACAGUGGAGGUACUCCUGUAUUGUAGAUUGGUCUGUAUGCAAAUACAAUUGGACUAAAUUUACAUAUGCUGUGCUGUUUGGUGUAAAUUCCAAUUGCUGUUCAGAGAUCUUUAUCACAGGCAAGAAAUGUUAAGAGGCAAUAUUUGAACCUUUUCAUUCUUUUAGGUAAAAAAAUGAUAAAAUGACUUGAAAAUGAAUGCAUUCAGGGUUAGGAACCAGGGACAGGCAUUUCAAGACUCAAGGUCACUCUAUUACAUAUGUAGAAUUGUCUGGAACUCCAGAAAACAUUAUUUGUAUAUAACUUGAGGGGCCCGACUAAGAGUUGCUUUUAAUCAAGUGCAAGUCCUUAACAUGCAUGUUCUAUUGGUUGUUAAGUUGGGUGUAGUUUUUCAAGUUGCAAUCUGGGCCCCAUCUAACAAUUGAUCCAAUCAAUCUGAACUAUAUGGAAAUCCAACAAUGUCAUCAUUUUUUCUUCAGGAAAUUUGCACAAUGUCCUUUGUAAGGAAAGAAAAGAACACUAAAAUAAAAAAAAUGUGUGAUUUUACAUAUCUAGAAAAUAUUUUGAACAACCAUUUAUUUUAGAUGUUAACAUUGCUAGCUUUCCAUAGUUGUGGUUGAUCAGAUCAAUCAUAACUCUUUGUAAGACCAGGCCCUGACCUGCAAAGGAUUGGAUAUGUUGGUUUGUGAAGAGCAACUAUCAGUUUAUCAUAAUGCCGUAAGAUUACUAAAUUAUUUUAUACCUUGUUAAUUAUACAGCCUAUUGACAUUAUUUUUAAAUAAAUGGAACAAAUCACAAUAUGGUGUAUGAUGUUUCAGUUUUAUUUGCAAAAUAUAUAUACAUAUAUUUAAACAUUAUGUACAGAAAGGUGCAUUUUAUGCAUCACUUGUUCCUGUUGAUCAUGCUUAACACAACUAGAAAUAAAUAUCCAUGAUUGUGUGAAACACAA
Lytechinus pictus (painted urchin) is the source of this 5169-nucleotide messenger RNA. Its product is annotated as probable ATP-dependent RNA helicase DHX37. Gene Ontology annotation, cellular component: intracellular anatomical structure; nucleolus. The record is from RefSeq and is a predicted model, not a curated record. The transcript has 29 exons. NCBI's taxonomy places the organism in Eukaryota, Metazoa, Echinodermata, Echinoidea, Temnopleuroida, Toxopneustidae. Bases 146 to 3733 code for a protein of 1195 amino acids. Gene Ontology annotation, molecular function: helicase activity; ATP hydrolysis activity; ATP binding. Gene Ontology annotation, biological process: maturation of SSU-rRNA from tricistronic rRNA transcript (SSU-rRNA, 5.8S rRNA, LSU-rRNA).